Annulohypoxylon truncatum is the source of this 465-nucleotide messenger RNA. RefSeq lists its product as uncharacterized. The transcript has a single exon. The coding region runs from base 1 to 465 and encodes 154 amino acids. NCBI's taxonomy places the organism in Eukaryota, Fungi, Ascomycota, Sordariomycetes, Xylariales, Hypoxylaceae. The record is from RefSeq and is a predicted model, not a curated record.
AUGGAUCAUUCAUAUUCUACCACAAGGGCCAUCCUUUUCAUUAUCGGCACAAUCCUUUCUCGCCUAGCCGUUGGAAGUGUCUGGGCACAAUUCUGCGAUGACGAGGCCUGCUCCGUCAACUGUGGUCUUUCCGUCAGCGUCAACAACCCGGCCUGUCUACGCAAAGAAUGGGGGCGGAAGUCGGUCAGAUUACAUGGCCAGAAUUUUAUUGGAUCUUAUCUAGUUAACUCCCCUGAUGCGAAUUGCGGCUGCCAGAACGACUGCACCUCCAUACCUGGCACCGGGCUUCCUAUCUGCAUAGACCUUACCAACAAAGCCACCGCACAGUCGUACCGCUUCCAACUCACCACCUGUAAGCAAGACGAAGCUGGCCCGGGGCAGGGUGUUGGCGAUAACUGCAAUACCUCCUCAUCUUCUGCUGCUCUACUGGCCCCUAUCACUACGAUUUCCUCCGCUAUCAUAUGA